AUGCAAAGCGAUCCUUUCCAAAAUGGUGCAUACACAGCAGACGGCACGUUCUUCUGCAUGGUCCUUGAACCUUUUCGCUCUGAGUACAAAUGGGGCGUCGACCAGUCGACACUUUUGCUUCCAAAACUCAGAAGGCGAUGGGCCUUGUGCUUCUUCAGGCCAGAGAGCAUCAUGCUGACCAGCAUGGAGCCAAAGUGGGUUGUUGAUGCCAAUGGGAUGCAGCAUUCGAUCUUCUGGUACUUCCGCACCCCUUUGCCAUGUGAGCCAUCUUCCUUUGAUCCGCUGCUGAGACGUCCUUUGAGCGGCCGCUGCGGAAGAUGGUCGCCACAAGGGUGA
Molecule: messenger RNA, 336 nt
Organism: Symbiodinium sp. CCMP2592
Lineage: Eukaryota; Dinophyceae; Suessiales; Symbiodiniaceae
Source: the annotation of a GenBank genome assembly